Danio aesculapii is the source of this 5167-nucleotide messenger RNA. It is a transcript of the gene onecutl, whose product is annotated as one cut domain, family member, like. Gene Ontology annotation, molecular function: RNA polymerase II cis-regulatory region sequence-specific DNA binding; DNA-binding transcription factor activity, RNA polymerase II-specific. Gene Ontology annotation, biological process: regulation of transcription by RNA polymerase II. Lineage: Eukaryota; Metazoa; Chordata; Actinopteri; Cypriniformes; Danionidae. Gene Ontology annotation, cellular component: nucleus. The record is from RefSeq and is a predicted model, not a curated record.
GAUAAUGACAGCGACGGAGCGCGAUGCUUAGACAGAUCGGCGCUCAUUUUUGACACGGUUGUAGCAUAGCGAAGUCUGGACAUCGGACAGAAUCGUACGGCCUCAGGCGUCCGUCAAUUGUGUUGCAUCCUCGACAGUUGUGGUCCAGCGAGAAUCUAGCGGAUAACGGCAGCGACGGACCGGACCUAGCCGUUGCCUUUUCUGAACACCGAAAUGUGCUGAAGACACACAAAAGUCGCAACCGAUUGUUGUGUGGUUGUAAAUUCGGGAUUUCUGCAAGUGUAAAGUGUACUCGAUCCCGUUAUCGGCUUUGCUUGUGUUUUGGAGUGGCUGUUUCGCUUAUCUCCAUCCAGCCGGAUAAGCUACGUCGUGAGCAUUGGUCAAGAUAUGCAUGGAUAAACACAGGUGCAUUUAUGGAACACAGAAUUUGCUUGCAUGACCCAAGAUGGUGCCACUGUGAUGAAAUGUCUCAGAGAGUACACUGAAAUCAGAUUUUGAGAUAUAAACAGCACCGGGAACUGUUUUUAGUUCGCAUUACAGAAACCACACAUUAGACUGUGGAAAAAAACAAACAAAAACAAAUCAGCUGGAAUUUGAAGAAGUGGUGGUGGAAGGUAAAGAUAUGGAUGGUAAUAUGGGAGAGAUGUCUGUGCACAGCCAUGUCGAGCUGGCACACAGUCAGGACAGCCGAGCCAUGCUGCACUCUCGGGAUCUCACGGCUGCCUUCCCUCGCCCCUCUCUGGGAGGCCCUGUCAUGGGCCUGGAGUCUGACCACCAGAGCCCCACAUAUGACCACAUGGCAACUCUGGGGUACAGCAGGGAUGCACCAACUACCUGUGGAAGCACCUACACCACACUGACCCCCCUCCAGCCAUUUGAUGACAAAUUCCACCAUCAUCACCACCAUCCCUGCCUGCCCGUCAGCAAUGUCAUCGGCAGCUUCACUCUCAUGCGGGAAGACCGAAGUCUAGGGGGAAAUUACUACACAUCAUAUGGAAAAGAUUUCGUGGGACAAGGCCUGUCUCCACCGCUGGGCAGUGCAGGUUUGGAUACUGCCAUGCAUGGCUAUGGUACACUGGGAAGCCAGAAUGGACACAGCCAGAUGCUACCAGGUGGCCAUGAGGUCCAUAUGGGCAGCAACGGGAGUAACAUCUGUCGAACAGUGCCAGACUUUGUGAGAGAGAUGUCACCGCCCUCUCUGGGGACUGAGCAUGGGGUCAGCCACCAGCUAAACAAAAUGGAUGCCCAUCAGCACACUCCCACUUACCACCAUCAUUUAUACAACCAAAGUUAUCAGCACCACCUUCCCAGCCAACAGGCCUCCAAGCUUGGGGAGCUCCCUUCUUCCCCUUCCUCCUCUGGCUCCAGCCUGGGAAGGGAGGGCAUGCUUGCUGGCUCGCAGAACGGCAGUGGAGGGGAGGAGAUCAACACCAAAGAUGUUGCUCAGAGAAUCAUCACUGAGCUGAAGAGGUACAGCAUCCCACAGGCCAUUUUUGCAGAGCGAGUUCUGUGCAGGUCUCAGGGCACUCUGUCAGACCUGCUCAGGAACCCCAAACCUUGGGGGAAACUCAAGUCUGGCCGUGAAACCUUCAAGAGGAUGUCCCGCUGGCUACAGGAGCCAGAAUUUCAAAGGAUGGCCUCGUUACGACUGGAAGCUUGUAAGCGUAAGGAACAGGAGCAGUCCAAGGUGGAACGCAACCAGGGGCCCAAGCGCACAAGGCUAGUCUUCACAGAUCUGCAGCGUCGCACACUGAUGGCCAUUUUCAGAGAGAACCACAGACCAACUAAAGACCUCCAGAUCACCAUCUCUCAGCAGCUGGGCCUUGAGCUGUCCACUGUAAGCAACUUCUUCAUGAACGCUCGUCGCAGAAACCUCAACCGAUGGGCAGAAGAGGGCCGUCCAUCCUCCACCGGCUCAUCGGGCUCCAGCACCGCAUCUCCAGCUGUGACUUGCUCCACAGCAUGAUAGGAAAAUGAGCCGUUUUCUGCUCCGCACAGCACAGGUUAAGCUGCAGCUCCUAGUGUUUGAGAUUUUUAAUCAAAAGUGUUUUUGUAUACAAAUCAACAGCAUAUGAAACCAAAGAUGAAGUCUUCACGAGGGUGAUGUCCGCAAUGUCUAGACGAGACAGAAUUUGAUUGUAGUUUUAGCAUCGAUUACUUUAGCUUUAAUCGUGAAGGAUGAGCCCACCACACUGGGGCUUAUGAAAUCAUUCACAAAUCAAGCGUUAUGAAAAGGUAUUGAAUAGAUAUGAAAUCGGUUUAUUUUGUAAUUUGUUACAGCAUAUGAAAUCACUGCAAGGUUUAAUCAUUGCUGAAAAAUGAUAUUUUUAGGGUUCUUAAAAGACAUGAUUUUGCAACAAAUGGAUAAAUAUUGACCAAAGAAACAAAGAAGGAUGCAAACAAAUCUUUCACAGAUACUUUUAAAGGGGAAAACUACUGGACAAAGAAGCUGAAACCAAAAUGUGAACAUUUUUCGAGAGCUUGUUUUUUUUUAUACUCCAUUUUAAAAGCCAGGCCUCAUUGCCCAAGAAGAAAGCCUCUGCUGUGGGACAGCUACAGUUUUGGCACAGGACAGAGUUGCAUCCUCAGACAAUAUGAGCGCAAGCUCGAGACAUGGAGAAGCAGGAAGAGCAGCUGUGACACUUUUUGCAAGACUUCCCGGUGAGUUUCUUUAUGACAGGCCACUCUCUCCUUCAGCAUAAUUUCCAUCUUAUUUCGAAAAUUUCUAAGAUGUCACUCUGAGGAUGGAGAAUUGUAUUUUUUUUUUGUACAAAUUUCAAGCACACAAUCUGGCCCGAUGGCUCUUCAUAUUGGAAAACAAAGCUCAAAAUCUCGAAAACCCUGAUGGAAAGUACUCACAAAAAGCUUGAAUUGAAAAUGAACUGAGAACCACUUUGUGUAUUUAUAAUUAUUUAUGUAUUUAUUUCCAAUCUUCUAGCUAUUUAUUUUAUUUAUUUGAUAGUUACCGUCAGUAUUUAUUUCACCAAGUGUUGUUUGUGUGUGAAAAAUGACCCUGUCUCUGAUAGGAGUCCCAAUACCAAAGAUGAAUAUUUGUCCUCCCUGAAUGUCCGAUGUUUCUCAUCUACUCAACGCUGUGUUAGUAUCUUGAUAGCUGGGCUAGCGUAUUCAUCCAUGUUCAUCGUUCACGUGCUGCAUGUCUAGACCCUUUAGGGCACAGCCUAACCAAACAGAUCGAGACUCAGCAUGAGAUGGCACACAAGUGGCUGUGAAGUCAAGAUGACUCUAUAUUUAGGCUGUUGAACUGUGAUCUCCUCAGUGCAGUCCACAUUUACUGUACGACGAUCAUACAUAAUGCGCUGUGGUCUCUCGGGUGGGCUUGCCGAGGGAGUGAUCGUCCCUUUUUCAAAUGCUCUUUCUCGUUCCCCUGUGUUUUAACCUUUGCAGGGAAUGUAGUGAGGCCUCUUCGCAGCACGCACUUGAAAGAGGGCCCAUGAAAGAGGCCAUCGACUUUUGCCAACUUCAAAGAAGCUCUUUUUAUCUGUGUCCUCUUGGCGGCUGGGGCCGGCACUCGCUCGGGCCCAUGGGCUUAGGGCGUUCACGGGGAGGGGUGGCAGAUCAGAGGCUCGCUGCAUUACCAAAUCACAGCAAGGAAGGGGAGGGGUGGUGAAUGGGAGUUUGGGGAUGCGAAUUAAAGUUUAAUGAGUGACAAUUGUAAGCAUGCUGCGCGCAGGGCAAAGGGUGUUGGCGUGUGUGUGUCUCAACUCUCCAGGUCACCCUGUUGCAGUGCUAGUUGUCGGGCCUCUCUUUUCAUAGAAAUGUAUUGAAUUAGGAUAUGAUCAUAUGGAGAAUUAAAGUAGUAGAUGGUAAGAGAUCACUCAAUGACCUGUAGCAUCCAGAAAAGUAUGUUUAGCUGACGUACCUUAGCAUUUGGCGGCUCCUGGUGGACACUUUGUUCAUGAACUUAAGAUGACGGCAAAAUGUUCCAUUUCCAUUGUUGGAAGUGCAGCGAUGUUUGGACCACUGCUGACAAAGUCACUUUCAAACAAAGCAGUUCUCAGAUGGUCACCGCGGCGAAUUUGGCCAUCUUGAGUAGAAUCAACAUGGGGAAUUUCUUCGUCCUCGCGCGACACUCUCGCUCGAUUUGAGUAGAAAUUUGCCUGCCAAUUUUUCCCGGGCAACGGUAAAUGUGACCGCACCUUGAGAGGCACAAAUAAAUUGCGCCAUAUUCUCGUAGUGUUUAACCUCUUCAGAUAUAUUUAAAUGAGUUAGUACAGUGUGUAAGUCUGAAGUGAAAUUUCCAUUCCCUGCCGCCAUAGGGGAACCCGUUUCCGUUUGGCGCUUUUUGUUCUGCCCGACAGCUCUAAUUUCAUCUACCUCAACUGUAUGUGAUGUGUCGUGUAGCUAAGAUGUAACUGUACCAAAGAUCCCAUCCAUUCAGGGAGCGUCUGUGCGUUACUAAGUUUUUAUAGCCAAAUGUGCUGGAAUCAAUCCGUGAACACAACUAAAUCACAGCCCUACCUGCAGGCAGAAAGAACCUUGUUUGUUUGUUUGUCUGUGUGUGUAUGUGCGAGAGAGAGGGAGAAAUGAGAGAGACUGAAGAACAUUUAUCAAUAUAAAGACCAAAUGGGAAUGACAAUCGGAGCAAGAAAAGGGGUCUUGCUGAUCCUAUGAUUGCUUAUCCCUCCAAAAAAAAAAAAAACUACCAAAAAAGUGUUACUGUGUAAAAGUGAGGAGACCAAAAUAAAUGUUAAAUAUGUUUGUCUCUACAAAUAUGAUGCAAUUAUGUUCUAGCUGUGUCAUAUGGAACAUCUUAUUGAAAAAAAAAAUGAUUUUAGCAACUUUAUUGUUGGAUCACAACAUAGGCUGACAGAAUUCAUUCGCUCAAGGCAUUUUUGUCAUCUGGAGAUCCACUUAUUAACGGUUCGGGUAAGCAGACUGAAAAGGUAGCAAGUGUAUUCUUUUUUCUUCUUUUACCUGUCAUUCAUCUAAAAUCUUUUUCUGCUGGUGUGAGCAUCUGUGUCAUAUUACGCCAUUCUCUCCCUUGUGUUACCUUAUGAAUGUGGCUAAUCAACCAAAGGUGUAAAAAUCACAGCAAUUUAAAUGUCAAUCAUAACUGGACAUUGUGUGCUGAUCUUGAAAAAUCCUUUAAUACCUCAUGUGAAACUGUUCGUUGUGAUGUUGCACUGAAUAAACCAAGUCAUUUGUA